Molecule: messenger RNA, 1511 nt
Organism: Sphaeroforma arctica JP610
Lineage: Eukaryota; Ichthyosporea; Ichthyophonida
Exons: 2
Coding region: 37-1323 (428 amino acids)
Biological process (GO): regulation of transcription by RNA polymerase II
Cellular component (GO): nucleus
Molecular function (GO): RNA polymerase II cis-regulatory region sequence-specific DNA binding; DNA-binding transcription activator activity, RNA polymerase II-specific
Source: RefSeq, a predicted model, not a curated record
CAGUAACUAAGCCAUCAGUGUAGAUAGUGGGCUGAGAUGUCGACACUUGUUAACGGGAAUCCCGUUUACCUUUGCACCAUCUGCGGGAUGCCGGCCGAGUAUGAGUGCCCUUGCGAUACUGAACUGUAUUAUUGUACUGUUAAGUGCCAGCUGAAAGCUUGGUACGAUCUGAAUCAUGAGUUUGAAUGUUCUACCAAUCCAAACCGCAAACGCGCGCCCCCUGGCUGCCCCGAGACGGAUUCAAUAGUAGAUCAACAUGAGCACAAGCGCAUCCGGAUCAAUUCAAAUGUUCGCGGCGAAACUGAGCUUGUGCAGAAGUUUGAAGUACACGUGCAAGAUAGGGGUGUGUGCGCGACUGCGGGAGCUGAUAGCGACAUAGAGAAAGUGCAUACGACAGAAGCACAUCCUAAGGCCGUCCGCUGUAUACCGCCCGGUGCUGUGGAGAUGGGACCAGAGCAAGUGAAUGGCAGGCUUGCCGGUAGCGUACCAGGGUGUAUACCUAAUGGUAGCGAUUCUCCGCAAUCAUCACACCAUGGUGAUGUGAUUGAGCACAGAAAUGCGAUGAACGAGUCAAGCGACUCAUCGUUUAAACACCGUACGGAUACUCCUGGCGGUGAAAAAUACACCUGUAUGAGGAAAGGAUGCGGUGAGCGGUAUGAAUCACGCAACGAACUGGACGCUCAUCAGGCAGGCCACGUCAUAGCCAAUGUCGAAAAGCGACAUCCCUGUUUAGAUCGGAAUUGUGGUGAAAGUUUUGAUACAAAUAGGGAGCGGCAACUACAUACAAACACAAGGCACCCACAGCUAAAUGUACCUGCGGAUAAUCUGUGCAAGUGUGGUUGUGCUAAAAAAAAAACUGCAAUAGAGAGAAGUCGGCAGCAUCAACGCAUGCAUCCUGACCAAACAGAACGAGAUCGCAAACGCGAACUGGCCCAAAAGCACUAUAGGGUAUCUCGGGCCUAUACGAAAUUUGCACCGUUGUGGCCUCAGAAGUGCCUGAUCGAUGAUUGUGGGAAAUGUAUGGUUGAUUUGGAGGAUUCGAUCCGCCACCGACGUACCGCUCAUAAUGGAUCAAUAUGUAACUGGAUGGGCUGUGGAUUGUUCUAUGUGGGAUCGUGGGAUGAUCACUUUGAGGAAUAUCAUGGUUAUCCAGCGCUAUGCUUUUACCACCAUAGAUGCCCGUUCAGUGGUUUCUCGGAGGAAUCUAUGCAUUACUUCAACUGUCACACCGGCUUUCAUGUAUGUCUGGUUUGUGGUGCAAAAAUGCCUAGCAAGUCAAAUCUCGCUAAACAUAAACGCCUUCAUAAGGUAGACGCGCAAUGAUCCACACGAAACAACUGUUAUCUUUUAGGACUUGACUUAAACAGAAUUAGGACCUCAGCAAAAAUGUGGGCGAGCUUAGUGCAAGCGGUAAUGUGAGAUUUCACACACGGCCUCGGUGCCAGUCGGUUUGAACUGGUGCAGAACUAAACCUAAAUACUCGCAUAAUAGUAAUUAAAGCAAACUUGUAG